AUGAGUGGCGGAUUCAGAAAUGAUACAUCGAGUACUGUGACAACUUGCACACUCAAAGAUGGAGACGGUCGUGCAUUGAGAACUAUCGCGAAUAAUGUGCAAAGUGCUGGAAGAACCACUACCCGAACAAAGGCUAUGAGGAACUAUCUUGAAAGCCUUUCAGAAGGUAUUGUACCUUCAACUGGAGAGAACAACUCGUUCAUGUCUAGAGCUCUCAACAGAAUUAAGUGUCCUGAAUAUAUCAUUCCCUCAGAAAACGAUAUUUGGAAAAUUGGCAAGUCGAAGAAAAAGGAAGAAAGUGCUACGCUUUCCAUCAACGUCCUCAGACGAAUCAGAGGAGACAGAGAAAUCGGCAUUACGCAGAUGGAGAGCAACAAAACACGAACGGAAAUUGCCCAUUUCCAUGAGACUCUGAGGCAGCAAGACGAGGCCCUCCCGGGAACUGAUACCGAUGAAGCCCUCCCGCAAACUGAUACAGGUAACAGCCUAAUGACAUUGCAAGAUUCCACUCCGUCCAGAUAUGAAAGCAAAGCCCACGAGAACGAAAUAUCCAGAACUGAUUGGGCCUCCUCGAUGAGAGCUACAAGUAACAAGCAGCAGAGAUAG
Messenger RNA from Kwoniella shivajii, 606 nucleotides. RefSeq lists its product as uncharacterized. The record is from RefSeq and is a predicted model, not a curated record. The coding region runs from base 1 to 606 and encodes 201 amino acids. The transcript has a single exon. NCBI's taxonomy places the organism in Eukaryota, Fungi, Basidiomycota, Tremellomycetes, Tremellales, Cryptococcaceae.